Molecule: messenger RNA, 1317 nt
Organism: Prosopis cineraria
Lineage: Eukaryota; Viridiplantae; Streptophyta; Magnoliopsida; Fabales; Fabaceae
Product: protein FANTASTIC FOUR 1
Exons: 1
Coding region: 19-903 (294 amino acids)
Source: RefSeq, a predicted model, not a curated record
ACCAUUUCAUCAACAAAAAUGACUAUUUUCUCUCAAUACCUUCCUUUCAUUCUCUUUCUCUCGCUCUCCUUCCCCUUCUUCUUCUCUUUCAUUCUUCCCUCUCUCCACCACCACCAGCUCCUUCUUCGUUCUUUCAUUGGUUUCUCUGGCGGCCUCGGCCUCGGCCUCGCCGCCGCCAUCACCCUUGUCAUGGUCAAGAAGCCACCCCAUCCAGUUCAAACAGACGCCCCGCUCCACAACGUCGGCGGCCUCGUGGCUGACGAAUUGGAGUCUUGCACCAAGAGUCUAGGCUUUGAGAGCUACCACGAGGGCCGCUUGAUGGACCGGCUUGAGAUUGAUCGUCCCGCUGAAGAUUCCCGUUUGGCGGGGACGGCGGCGGAUAUAGGCGCCAAGAUUUGUACAAGGACCAGUCAUCGCGUGAGAAAAGAGGUGAGGUCGUUUCCGCCCCCUCUUUCUUCGCUGAACCUGAAUGGUCGGCCAAGUUUUUUUCUCCGACCGGUGAGGAAGGACGGCAGGUUAAAGCUCACCGAAGUCAGAAUACAUUGGCCAGAGAUUCUCCACGCCUGGCGACACAACGGCCGUCUCACAUUACAUCUCAUACCGGACGACAGUGCUCUAGAUGAUUUAGAAGACGACGGCGAAGAAGAGGAACCAGAGGAGGACGAAGAACUAGAAGAAGGAAAACGGAAACAUGUAAUAAAAAAAUCAACCGAUGACGAGCAGGCGGAAGAAAUAGUAAAAGCGAUAACGGAUGAGGAGGAAGAGUUUAGAUUUAGGGAUUGGAAAUUUGGUAAGGAAGGGUUGAGAAGGUAUCACCAAGUGUUGAAUGAUCAUGGGAGUCAUGAUCAACGCCUCCAUAAUCACCCUCUGCAACUGCAAAUGCGGGGAGUAAGCAUUGCGUGAGGUGGAGGAAUAUGAAUUAUGGAUUCCAGAAUUCAAAUUAAGGACGACAGUACAGACGAGACACAGAGGCCUUUCGUGUAGAGACUUGACUGCCAUUUUUGCCAACGCAGCAGAGGCCAUUCCGCGUCUCGAUAGCCGAGGGUUGGCCAGGGAUUCGACCAUGAACACAACACAACGACGCCGUUUUGGUGUCGGUUGAUAUCAGUCGCGGCAACCCUUGGGUACUGCCUCUCGGAGAUCUGAACAGGAUCCGCAUUCCUUCGCCCUCCCUCGGAAAGGGCGGAAGGAGACCAUUAAUGACGUGAAGGAUUAAGGUUCUGAGAUUUUUGCCGUACUUUAUCCGCCUCAAUAUUCUUGAUUGAAACAAGAGCAUGAACAUUUACGUGGUCCAUUCUGGAUAUUAAAUAAUGUUAA